Molecule: messenger RNA, 2507 nt
Organism: Heteronotia binoei (common prickly gecko)
Lineage: Eukaryota; Metazoa; Chordata; Lepidosauria; Squamata; Gekkonidae
Gene: RNFT2
Product: ring finger protein, transmembrane 2
Exons: 10
Coding region: 457-1803 (448 amino acids)
Biological process (GO): positive regulation of ERAD pathway
Molecular function (GO): ubiquitin protein ligase activity
Source: RefSeq, a predicted model, not a curated record
GAGGAGGCAGCCCGAAGGGAGGAGCUUAGGCGGGAUUUUGGCUGCUGCUCCUGCUACAACCUCGGGGGCCUCAGUCUUAAGGGGCAGGCCUUGCUAACUUCUUCAGGUCUGGACCAUCUUGUGGACAAAUGGCUCAAUCUUCAAUUACUUCCUUCAGAACCUGAAGAUAUUGUGUCUUCCCUAAACCUCGAUUGUCAGCUUCAAUGUGCUUUCCAAAGAAAAAGAAAACCCAGUUCUUUCUUACCAUUCCUGGAGACCUCUUUCGGCUGGAUCCUGCUAAUACAUUAACCGUGAAACUUUGAAGAGUUAUAAUUUUCUUUGUAUCCCUUGACUCGCUGUACAGUUCCUGGCCAGUCUUUUGAAAUCUUCCUUUGUGAUCUGUGCCAUCGAGUUAAUGGGUGUCGCUUCUUACUCCUUGCCACUAGCCACUCUGGGCACCGUUGAUUGGCCACGUUAAUGUUGAGUGUGUUGUGUUUCAAAGUGUUAAGGAAGAUGCAGAGACGACACAGCAGCAUCACUGAUAGCCUUCCUCCUGAAAGAAGCCGGAGUCAGACCAUCAGCUCUGAGACGAGUGUGGACGAAGGUGGUGUUUUUGAAAGUCUCAAGACUGAACCUCCUUCUCCUCAGCAGCUCUUUUCAGGACUGGGGGGCAUCCCAUCGGGCACAAUCACAGCCACCCCUUUCCAGUCGAGUUUGGUCCUCGGAUCCUCGGUAGGCGGUGGGGAGGUGUUCAUUCAGAUGCCAACCUCGCGGGAAGAAGGGGCCAGCCGCUCAGAAGGAGUGCCUUACCACCACCGGCCACAGUCUCACCACUACCACCACAGCCACCAGCGGGGAUCCUCACUGCUGCACAUGGCUGGGAGUGACCGCCAUGGACACACUGAGGAAGGUGCCGAGGACCAGCCUGGGACUCCAGCCCCUGCACUUUCAGAAUUGAAGGCCGUGAUCUCCUGGCUGCAGAAGGGGCUCCCCUUCAUUAUGAUUCUUUUGGCUAAAGUUUGUUUCCAGCAUAAGCUAGGAAUUGCUCUGUGUAUCGGCAUGGCCAGCACAUUUGCAUAUGCAAACUCGACUCUACGAGAACAAGUCUCCUUGAAGGAAAAGAGAUCAGUGCUGGUGGUUUUCUGGAUCUUGGCCUUCCUUGCAGGGAACACCUUGUACCUGCUGUAUACAUUCAGCUCGCAGCAGUUGUACAACAGCCUCAUCUUCCUGAAACCCAACCUGGAUAAGCUGGAUUUCUUUGACCUGAUGUGGAUUGUGGGGAUAACUGACUUUGUACUCAAAUACCUUACAAUUGCCUUGAAAUGCCUGGUCGUUGCUCUGCCAAAAAUUGUCCUUGCCGUCAAAUCAAAGGGGAAGUUCUAUUUGGUCAUUGAAGAACUGAGCCAGCUGUUCCGUUCCCUCGUCCCCAUCCAGCUGUGGUACAAAUACAUCAUGGGAGAUGAUCCAUCCAGCAGCUAUUUCCUUGGGGGUAUUCUCCUUAUCUUGUACAGCCUCUGCAAAUCUUUUGACAUCUGUGGUCGUGUGGGAAGUGUAAGGAAAGCCUUGAAGGUCCUGUGCACUCCUCAGAACUAUGGAGUCCGUGCGACUAGCCAGCAGUGCAGUGAGGCCGGGGACAUCUGUGCCAUCUGCCAGGCUGAGUUCAGGGAACCGCUGAUCCUCUUGUGCCAGCAUGUGUUUUGUGAAGAGUGCCUCUGCCUUUGGUUUGACCGGGAGAAGACCUGCCCACUCUGCCGUUCAGUGGCCGUGGAAACUGUGCGCUGCUGGAAAGAUGGCACCACUUCGGCUCAUUUCCAGGUUUAUUAACUUCUGGACUGCUCCGGAAAGUAAAAUGGGCUGGAGAGAUUCUCAUCAAGUCUGCUCCUAGCCAGUCUUACUCAGAGCUUCAGUGAAGAUACCAGACAGUCACAUUGCAUCCCUCUUAAGAGUCGUUUUAUACAUUCACCUUACACUGUGGUUAGCAUCACACGUGUAUUCCUCCCCUGAUAUAAAUGUAUUUAUGUUUAUUGUAUUUCUGUACCUCUUAACCUUGCGAUUCAAAGCAGCCCCUAUGCUAAUAGAUGUGCCUGUUCCCUUAGUCUUUUAUUGUUUUGUUCUCUUGUCUGUUGUUUUGUUCUAUUUGUCAAUCGAAGCCUGUUCUGACUCCCUUUCAGCUUUUCUCUUCAAUUUUAGUCCUUUCCUCAAUUCUCAUUGUGCUCCUUUCUUCCUCUCUCUGAUUUAAAGAUGGCUGUAUCCAGGGCUUUUUUUGUAGCAGGAACUCCUUUGCAUAUUAGGCCCACACCCCUAUUAGCCAAUCCUCCAAGAGUUUACAGGGCUUUUAUUACAGGGCCUACUGUAAGCUCCUGGAGGAUUGGCUACAUCAGGGGUGUGUGGCCUAAUAUGCAAAGGAGUUUCUGCUACAAAAAUAGCCCUGGCCGAAUCACCUUAAAGGCAGAGAACAGAGGGGAGCAACCCUCCCAAAGAUCUGUUGUAGGCAAAGAGUGUAAAUAAACAAAAAAACCUCUGGUAAA